Drosophila montana is the source of this 3498-nucleotide messenger RNA. RefSeq lists its product as uncharacterized. NCBI's taxonomy places the organism in Eukaryota, Metazoa, Arthropoda, Insecta, Diptera, Drosophilidae. Gene Ontology annotation, molecular function: nucleic acid binding. The record is from RefSeq and is a predicted model, not a curated record. Gene Ontology annotation, biological process: DNA integration. Bases 1 to 3498 code for a protein of 1165 amino acids. The transcript is spliced from 3 exons.
AUGUUGGAGAUAUACAUUAAGGAGGUUUUGGAAGUACAAUCUGAAAUUGAAUUGGAAGAUCCUCAGGACAAUGGACGUGCAGAGAUUGAAGAUACAUAUGUGAGCAUCAAAUUGUCCAUCCAAUCCCAACUGGAUGAUGUACUGCACAGCACCUCAUUUUCUAACCCUGCUCCAAUUCGCUCUUCGCCGCCAUCGAGACUUCCUCGAUUGGCUCCGCCUGUAUUUGAUGGGAAACGAUCAGAGUUUAAAAACUUCAUUACAUCAUUCAAUCAGAUUAUCGGUCGUGAGUACUCUCUUUCGAACAUUGAAAAGUUUAAUCAUCUGCUGAAUUGCUUGAAGGGCCCUGCCCUUCAGGCAGUAAAGGCAUUCCAAGUGACUCAGGAAAACUAUCCCAAGGCUCUUGCUCGUUUAAGUGAACGUUAUGACAAUCCCACACUUACAUUUUUAGACACAAUAGAAGCACUAUUCAAUCUACAGCCAGUCGACAAACCGGACGGAAAUCAGCUGCGCAGUCUGCUGGACAAUGCGUCAGCCCUGUAUUCAUCAUUAUCGUCAUUGGGUACCGGAUCAGAUAUUGCCCAAGCCAUGUUGAUAUUCAUCGUCAUCGGAAAAUGUGACCAGCAAACUCGUAACAAGUGGAAUGAGUCUCUUGACUUACUAACACUACAAUUCUGCAUAACGUCUCACAUUGCCUACCAGCCGGAUUCGGAAAUCGACACCUCAGAUUGGAGGUUGCCCGCGAAUACACCACUUGCGGACGAAACUUUCCACAGGUCAGGUCGGAUUGAUCUCCUUCUCGGCACCGAGGCAUUUUUCGAAUGCCUGGCUACCUUUGAGCUAAAUACAGUGACGUAUGGAACGGCCUCGGCCCCAUACUUAGCAGUUCGCAGUUUGCAAUAUCUGGCAGAUCUGCAUGUGAACGAGUUUCCCAUUGGCGCAUCCAUUGUAAAAUCAUCGUUUUAUGUUGAUGAUCUGCUAUGCGGAGCAAACGAGCUCAUCGAGUUGCAGAACAUUAAACACGAGGUCACCGAGAUACUUCGCCGAGGACACUUCCCAUUGGUUAAGUGGCACUCCAAUCAUCCGGCCGUCAGGAACGACGAAUCGGUAAAGGAUUUAAACUUGGAUGAAAACGCUGUCACUAGCGCACUUGGCGUAGCCUGGGAUCAACGUCGUGAUGUGCUACUAUUUGAAUUUAAACCCAAAAAAUUGUAUUCAACAGUCACAAAGAGGACUAUUCUCUCGACUGCGUCUUCUCUGUUCGAUCCAUUAGGAUUGCUGGCACCAAUCAUUAUCGUCUCGAAAAUCAUCAUACAGGAGCUAUGGCUGCUAAAACUCGCCUGGGAUGAAUCUGUUCCGCAAUCACUUCUACAAGCAUGGAGAAACUACGUAACGUCUCUCAAGGAAUUGUCGUCGAUCUCAGUACCCCGUUUUUGCUUGCAAGCUGAGCUCACAGACAUACAACUGCACGCUUUAUGUGACGCAUCAAUACGUGCUUACGGCUGUUGCGUAUAUGUGCGUUCCACGGACUCAUAUGGCAAUGUCCAGGUUCAGCUUCUGACAGCUAAAUCUCAGGUGGCUCCUGUCAAGAAGCUGACGCUUCCUCGAUUAGAGUUAAGCGGAACUCAACUUCUGAGUAAGUUAUAUACAACUGUCAAAAACAUAUUCAUCGGCAAGCCGCACAGCGCGCAUUUCUGGUCUGAUUCGCAGAUUGUCUUGCACUGGCUGCAACAACACUCUAUCACCUUGUCGACAUUUGUUGGAAAUAGAGUAUCCAUUAUACAAGAUCAAACAGCAGAUGGAAAGUGGAGACAUGUACCGUCAAAAUUGAACCCUGCUGACAUCGUGUCACGUGGAUGCCCAGCUAAUGAGCUCCAGCAAUCAAUUUGGUUUACAGGACCUGCGUUUCUGCGUGAUUCCGAGACUCAAUGGCCCUGCCAACAAUUCGACAAUGAUUUGGACAUGGACAUUAUCGAUGCUGAAAAACGGAAGUCUACAUUUGCUGCAAUUAUCGAAACUGGACUGGACUGGCUGAACGGAACUAGUUCAUACAUUCGGGCGCUUCGAGUUAUGGCAUAUAUGUUCCGGUUUUACCAUAUUGCCAAAAAGGAACACCCUGUCGAAAGUUCGCCGCCAUGCCCAGAAGAACUUCGCCACGCGUUGCACUGCAUCAUCAGGAUCAUCCAACAGCACUAUUUCAAGGAAGAUUUGCAAUUGCUAAGAAAACAAAGAGAUUUGAAAAGCAAUCUGAAAUUUCUCAGCCCCUUCAUAGAUGACUCUUCUGGAUACGAGCUCAUUAAGGUUGGCGGCAGACUCGAGCAUGCUGAUAUCCCCUCUCGUCAAAGGCAUUCUUUACUUGUUCCCAAGGAAUCGCAAUUUGUCCACAAUUAUGUUCGGUAUCUUCACUUGCGCAAUUACCAUGCAGGACCAAAGGCAUUAGUUGGACUGCUGCGGCUUCAAUUCUGGGUCAUAAACGCAAGAGCUUUAGCACGCAGCAUUGUUCGUUCUUGUGUACACUGUGUCAGAUAUCGUCCAGUUCUACUUCGUCAAGUCAUGGGUUCCCUGCCACCUGAGCGCUUAUCCACAGACAAGCCAUUUCGCCACGUUGGAGUCGACUUCUGCGGUCCAGUGAACACCUAUCUUCGAAUACGUGGCAAGGGCCCCACAAAAUCCUAUAUCGCCAUAUAUGUCUGCAUGGCCGUAAAGGCCGUUGAAAUCGUGUCAGAUCUUUCAACGAAUAAGUUUUUGGAAUCGUUGAAACGCAUGGUUGCCCGUCGUGGACCAGUAUCGCACAUCUAUUGUGACAACGCCACAAAUUUUGUCGGAGCAUCCAACAAGCUACUCGAGUUAAAGAAGUUCAUGUUCAACACUAGCACUCAAGAUGCUAUCCCAUCAUAUUGUUCCUCUGAAGAGAUAACCUUUCAUUUCAUUCCACCUAGGGCUCCACACUUUGGCGGUCUUUGGGAGGCCGCUGUCAAGAGCGCAAAGAGUCUGCUGGUGCGUACCCUCGCUAACACCCGGUUCACCUUUGAGGAACUGAACACCGCAGUCGUUGAGAUAGAAGCAGUACUCAACUCUCGCCCGCUGUCACCGCUAUCAUCUGAUCCCAACGACUUCAGCGCUCUCACUGCAGGACACUUUCUAAAUGGAGAUGCACCGCGCGCUUUGCCCGAGCGUGAGAUUAUCACCAACAACAUCUCCAACUUGGAUCGUUACGAGCAGAUCACAGCUGUUAAACAGCAAUUCUGGCGUCGUUGGUCUGCGGAGUAUGUGAACGAGCUUCGAGCCAGGACAAAGUGGACUUCGGCUUCCCCAAAUCUCACAGUUGACUCUAUGGUCAUCAUACAUGAGGACAACACACCGCCAUUACACUGGAAAUUAGGGAGUGUUGAGUCUGUUGUGAGUGGCAAAGAUGACCGGGUUCGUGUUGCAUAUAUUCGCACUGCCUCUGGACUCUGUUGCCGGCCAGUACAUAAGCUGGCUGUUCUACCUGUCUCUUGA